This is a messenger RNA of Oldenlandia corymbosa var. corymbosa, 1223 nucleotides long. Lineage: Eukaryota; Viridiplantae; Streptophyta; Magnoliopsida; Gentianales; Rubiaceae. The record is from the annotation of a GenBank genome assembly.
AAAUUGCUAGAAAGUGAGUGCAUGCCAGCUUUUUAUGACCUUUUUCUUGAUUAUCCUCUUCACACAUGUCUUCCAUUAUUACUUACAUCAUCACUUGCCCCACUUUGCCCCUCCUGCCCGACAGCCCUAUAUAAAAGCCUCCCUUUCUAUUCGGUCACUUCUUGAAUCGCUGCCCGUCCUCUAUUUCUCCAUUUCCUUUCUCACUCGCUUCUCUUUCAUUUCAACGAUCAAAUUGAAAAAAAGAAAAAAAAAAGGUUCCUCCUUUUUUCUCGUAUUUUCCUUUCCUUCGCUUUUCGUUCUGGAGCUAUGAGUCUCUUUGGCCUUGGCAGAUUCCUGAAUUAUUGAUAAACCUUCAUGGGAGGUCUCUGUCCGUCUCCAAUUGCUACUUCUACAGUUUAUAGGAAGGAAAAGCUAGCUGCCAUUUCCACUUUGACGUUGUGGCUCAAAAGCAUGUAUCUUAUCUUGCUGGAAAGGAAAAUUGGGUUGUAGGACUCAUGGUGUUAUAAUCUUACUGUAUCAACUUUCACGAUGUUUGGUACAGUAGUUAUAAUGACUGUUCGGCUAACUUCUAAACUUCGUCCUUGAAUAUGUCUCAUAGGAACCAGAGGACAUUCCGGCCCAAAAAGAGCGCACCUUCUGGGAGCAAGGGGGCACAGCUAAGAAAGCACAUUGAUGCUACUUUGGGUAGUGGAAACCUGAGAGAAGCUGUAAGGCUUCCUCCAGGGGAGGAUAUAAACGAAUGGCUUGCCGUAAACACUGUUGAUUUCUUCAACCAGGUAAAUCUGCUUUAUGGCACCCUCACUGAGUUCUGUACAGCGGAGAACUGUCCCACUAUGACUGCUGGCCCUAAGUACGAAUAUAGAUGGGCUGAUGGUGUACAGAUCAAGAAACCUAUAGAGGUUUCAGCUCCCAAAUAUGUUGAAUACCUCAUGGACUGGAUUGAAUCUCAGUUGGACGACGAAUCCAUAUUUCCUCAAAGGCUUGGUGCACCAUUUCCUCCAAACUUCAAAGAUGUUGUAAAGACAAUAUUCAAACGCCUGUUCCGUGUAUAUGCACAUAUAUAUCACUCUCAUUUCCAGAAGAUUGUGAGCCUUAAGGAGGAGGCACAUCUAAACACAUGUUUCAAACAUUUCAUUCUUUUCACCUGUGAAUUUGGACUGAUUGAUAAGAAGGAGCUGGCACCCCUUCAGGAGCUUAUAGAGUCGAUUAUUGUCCCAUACUGA